Molecule: messenger RNA, 1938 nt
Organism: Glarea lozoyensis ATCC 20868
Lineage: Eukaryota; Fungi; Ascomycota; Leotiomycetes; Helotiales; Helotiaceae
Exons: 4
Coding region: 1-1938 (645 amino acids)
Biological process (GO): GPI anchor biosynthetic process
Cellular component (GO): endoplasmic reticulum membrane
Molecular function (GO): alpha-1,2-mannosyltransferase activity
Source: RefSeq, a predicted model, not a curated record
AUGAGCGGAGCCAAAGGUUUAGGCAAAGGUUCAGCCAAAGGUUCAUCCUUCUCUUUGAAAGCUCGCUAUGAACCCCCCGUCGAACAGAUUGAAGAUGUUCACCCCCUAGUCUACGAGCAACGAUGCAGAGAUAUAUGGAUGGUGCUAUUUGCAUUCCGCAUCAUAAACGCACUUUGCGUUCGCACAUUCUUCCAGCCAGAUGAAUAUUUUCAAUCCUUAGAACCAGCUUGGAAAAUGGCAUUUGGACCUGACAGUGGAGCUUGGAUCACGUGGGAAUGGGAGCAUCAAUUACGGUCAUCGUUACAUCCAGCAUUGUUUGCAGUAGUGUACUACGGAGUGGAUAAAGUUUUGUCGAUCGUGGGCUGCUUCCCCCAAUUCCGAGCCAUGAUUCUGUCUGUGCUACCGAAUCUAGUUCAGGCUUUAUUUGCGAGUGGCAUGGAUUUCCAUACCUGGCAACUUGCUGAUAAAAUCUAUGGAAAAGGAAGCAGAGCUGGUUGGGCAGCUCUUUUUAUAACCGUUGUCAGUCCAUGGAAUUGGUUUUGUUCUACAAGGACUUUCUCCAAUUGCUUGGAGACUGCGUUUACAAUUGAAGCUUUAAAUUAUUUUCCUUGGCAGUUAUCUUCUGAUGGCUUGCCGGUCUGGACUGGCCCACUCAGAUUUGUCGUUGCAGGUAGAGUCGGAGUUGUCCAGCCUCGUAGUUCAACUACAUCGAAAUCGUCUAUUUUCGCCGACCGCAAAUCUCUUACAAACCUGAGAUUGUGUAUUAUGCUCGCUUGUUUAGCAUGUAUUCUACGACCGACGAAUGCCUUGAUUUGGUUCGCGAUAUUGAUGCCAGUGCUCACUCGAACGUUUUCCUCGUCCACACGACUUCAAACUUCUGAUUACCUAAUAUUACUUCGAGAGGCAGUUCUUGUCGGUUCGGCUGUCUUUGCUCUCUCACUUAUCUCUGACCGCCUCUACUUUGGGGAAUGGACAUUCCCACCCUACCAAUUCCUCUAUUUCAACAUAAAUCAAAAUCUGGCUGUUUUCUAUGGAAGCAAUGAUUUCCACUACUAUCUUUCGCAAGGACCACCACUCUUGCUCACGACGCUUCUGCCAUUCGGUCUGGCCGGAAUUUGGAAAGCGAGUUCUCUUCCAUCAUCAGAUGUCCGCUUUCACCUUCUGAUGGCAAUCUUGGUUUCUAUUGGCUCCCUCUCAUUGAUAUCUCACAAAGAAGUUCGAUUCAUAUACCCUCUUCUGCCACUAUUGCAUAUCCUCGCCGCACCAUCUUUGGCCUCCUUUUUCACCGCUACUGAAAUAUCGUUAACAAAACCAAUUGCGAGCAGUCCCACAGCAGCCCCCAAAGUAAGGGAAAUCAGGACGAUGAAAAUCAUACGUAAACCGCAGCUGGUGAUCCUUAUCUCUAUUUCUGUGCUUGUUUCUUUCUACACCGCUACACGACAUCAACGCGCUCCCACCACCAUCCUCUCAACGCUUCGUCACGCCUAUGAAACCGAAUUUCUCGACGCUCACGGCGCUGUCAAAUCUUCGGCUCAACCAACACAACCGUUUGUUACGUUUCUAACGCCCUGCCACUCCACUCCCUGGCGAACUCAGCUCACCUACCCAUCUCUCUCCGCCUGGGCACUCACUUGUUCACCCCCGCUUACAAUCCCACCCAACACACCCGAAAGAGCUGCGUAUAGAGAUGAGGCGGAUAGAUUUUACGAUAACAUGACGUUAUUUCUGGAUACCGAGGUUGGUGUAGCAGGGAGAGAAUGGCCGCCGAGAUAUGUUGUGGGGUUCGAGGGGAUUGAGAAGGGGUUGAGUGGGUGGGUUGAGGAGAAGAUGAAGGGGAAGCUAUUAAAGGAGAAAUGGAGAGUUGGAAAUAGUGAUUGGCAUGAUGAUUGGAGACGCGUUGGCGAUAUGGUUAUUUGGGAGUUUGUUGAUAGAGUAUAG